This is a messenger RNA of Cucurbita pepo subsp. pepo (vegetable marrow), 2484 nucleotides long. NCBI's taxonomy places the organism in Eukaryota, Viridiplantae, Streptophyta, Magnoliopsida, Cucurbitales, Cucurbitaceae. The record is from RefSeq and is a predicted model, not a curated record.
AGCUGCCACGUCUGCAUGGACUACUCCGUGGCACUCUACAUCAAUUUACUUGAGUCGGUGAAAAAAGUUUCAUUUUUCAACUCUCCACCGCUGCUACCCAUCUCCUCCCUAUCCAAUUCCAUUACCAUGCCCGCCGCCGCUACCGGAGUCUCCUUCUUCACCACUCCCAUAAGGGGUUCACGGUCCAAUCCCUGGCUCUCCGAUUCUCCCCUUGCAACCCCAUCUACCCAAGUGUUGCCCUUAUUGCCCCGCCCUCUGGCCGUUAAAUCGGCUCCGCUUAGAGCUUUCUCAGAGAGGUGGCGGCUGGCUACGGUCAUCUCGGCCACCUCUGUGCAAGGAGAGGCGGCUUUGACGGUGGGGGUUGAAGAGGGUGCGGAGAAGGGAGGAGGGGAGGCGGUGGAUGGUGGUUCUCCAGUGGAGUCCGGGAGUACUAAGCUGUAUUUUGGGAAUUUGCCUUAUAGUGUUGAUAGUCCCCAGCUUGCCGCUAUCGUUCAGGAUUAUGGGGUCGCCGAGCUUAUUGAGGUUCUAUAUGACAGGGAUACUGGAAAAAGUAGAGGAUUCGCAUUUGUAACCAUGAACAGUAUUGAAGAUUGCAAUAAAGUCAUUGAAAAUCUGAAUGGAGCUACUUAUAUGGGCAGAAUUUUGAGGGUUAAUUUCUCAGACAAACCUAAGCCCAAGGAACAUUUGUUUCCAGAAACUGAGUAUAAACUCUUUGUUCGAAACUUAGCUUGGUCAGUAACAUCAGAAAGUUUGACACAAGCAUUUCAAGAAUAUGGAAAUGUGGUAGGAGCAAGGGUCAUCUAUAACGGGGAGACCGGAAGGUCACGUGGUUAUGGCUUUGUUUCUUACUCAACAAAAUCAGAGAUGGAGACAGCUCUUGUCGCUCUUAAUGAUGCGGUAUUUGAAGGCAGGGUAUUAAGUGUGGGAACCUACUUUGUUGGGCAGUACUAUCAGGUUCUUCAGCAGCAACCCGACUUUGUUCAUCAGUUCUAUUCUGAUGCCAGUACUAUGCUUCGUAUUGAUGGCAAUUUCAGAGAGACCGCCACUGCAAUGCUCCAAAUACACGCUCUUGUUAUGUCACUUAGUUAUACUGGGAUUGAGAUCAAGACAGCACAUUCACUUGAAUCAUGGAAUGGUGGUGUUCUUGUGAUGGUUUCUGGUUCUGUUCAAAUGAAGAAUUUCAAUCGAGUGAGAAAAUUUGUGCAAACUUUUUUUCUUGCACCUCAGGAGAAAGGCUACUUUGUUUUGAAUGAUAUCUUUCACUUUGUUGAUGAGGAGCCAGUGCACCAUUAUCCAGCAGUCUUAUUAAGUCAGACCAAUCUGGAUCCCACCUUAAAUGUUCCUGCCGCAGUUCCAGAGACAGUGCCCAAUUACUCACUCAAUGGACCAGUCCAGGUGCGAGAGUUUACAGCCCCUGUUGUCAAAGAAAAUGGUCACAUGGAUAGCCAUAAGUUUGUAGAGCAGCAACUGCAGCAAGUUCCCGAGCCGAAAAACGUUAUUGAGGAAAAUACAACAGAAGUAAAUUCUAUGCAUCAGAACACCUCAACUGUUUUGCAAGAUCAUUUGCCUGUUUCUGUUGAAGAACAUGCUGAGGAGCCCCAAAAGCACACAUAUGCUUCAAUUCUAAGAGUUUCUAAAGGACAAGACGCCCCCGCUCCCACCGUUGCACCUCCGUAUCCUGUUAGUAAGGGCACACAACCUGCUUCGGAGCAAAACUACACUCCAGCUCCCACCAGUCAGCAACUGACUUCAGCUCCCCAAAAUAAUUCUGAAAGGGAACAGACAGGAGGAGGGGAGUUCCCUUCGACUGAUGAUGAAGGUGAAAUAAAGUCUGUUUAUGUAAGAAACUUGCCAUCAACUGUGUCUGCUUCAGAAGUUGAGGAGGAAUUCAAGCAUUUUGGCAAACUCAGUUCUGAUGGUGUGGUUAUUAGGAGUCGCAAGGAUGUUGGUUACUGCUACGCCUUCGUCGAAUUUGAAGACAUGACUGGGGUCCAAAAUGCAAUCAAGGCGGGUACUGCCCAGGUUGCUGGGCGUCAAGUAUACAUCGAGGAGCGGAGAGCGAACAGCAACAUCCCAUACCGAGGAGGAAGAAGGGGUAGAGGAAGAGGGAGCUACCACACCGAGUCUUCUAGAGGGCAUUAUAGCUCUCGGAGUUACAGUAUGGGAGUUCGAGAUGGAAGCGAGCCAGAAAGAGAACCUAACCCAUCAAGUAUCAAGAAACGGAGAAAGUCCAUCGGAGUCGUCAUAGCUCGUUUAGCAAAGCUAAAGUUUUGGUUCUCUAGCAUUAUCAUCAUCAUCAUCUCAGCAGAGGCACACUCACCUUACUUUGAAGAAUAAUUUGAGUCAGUUUAAAGCUAUUUGUCUGUGGGAAUAUGGAUUUCAUUAUUUUUUUCAUUGAGUUUCUUGAUUCAACAACAUUUCAUGAAACUCUCUGUUUUUCGCCUGUGCUCUGCUUAAUUAAUAUUCAUUAUUUUAGAGAUAUAA